Messenger RNA from Plasmodium fragile, 17403 nucleotides. RefSeq lists its product as uncharacterized. Gene Ontology annotation, cellular component: plasma membrane. Gene Ontology annotation, biological process: negative regulation of cell adhesion. The record is from RefSeq and is a predicted model, not a curated record. NCBI's taxonomy places the organism in Eukaryota, Apicomplexa, Aconoidasida, Haemosporida, Plasmodiidae. Bases 1 to 17403 code for a protein of 5800 amino acids. The transcript is spliced from 6 exons.
AUGAUGAAGGCAUUGUACAAAAGUAUUGUGAACUUUUUGCUCUCCUCGUUUUUUGAAAAUAUUGAAGAGAAGCAGUUGCAGACUUCGCUGAUCAGAGGAAAGGUGCACUUGCAAAAUGUUAAAAUUAAAAAAAACUUUUUUGACUUUUUGUAUUUGCCCUACACGAUUAAGUAUGGGUACAUCCGGUCCCUCGAUUUGCAGAUCCCCUUGCUGUACCUGUUCCAGAAGGCGAGCCUCAAAAUCAGCGACGUGGUGAUCGUGGUGAAGGAGAAAAACUUCAACGAUUUUAACAUUAAUGAAGAAAUAAAUGGAAUAAAGGAAGCAAAAAAGAAUAACCUGAAAAUAGAAGAUAUUAAUAACAAGGAAGAUGAUUUAAAUAAUAAAAUAAACAAAGGAAUUAAUUACCUUCUGUAUGAAUUAUAUAAUAAUAUGUCCAUUGAAAUUGAAAAUUUGGAAGUUAUAUUAGAAAGUGCAGAAAAAAAAAAAAACAUUGUAGGCUUGUCUGUUAAAAGUGUAUCAAGUGUGAAAAGUCAGAGCAGCGCAAAUAAGAUAAAGAAAAAUUUUUCUUUCAGUGAUGUAAUUUUUUACAUGGAAGAUGACAAGGCCAAAUACCAACUUACAAAAAUUAUAAAAAAAGAAGAAAAGAAAAAAAAAAACAAAAGAAAUAUUAACGAGGUAGAUAUAUAUAACAAGAUAAAAGAUGUAUGUACCCAUUUACAUACAAAAAAAUAUAUUAUUUCAGAAAUCCCUCUCAUCGUUUUAAGUACAAAUUUCUACAUUAGUAAUUGUAGCCACUAUUCCUACCGUAAUGCAAAAUUUAUUUUUAAAAAAAAAAACUUCUUCGACAUCACAUGUCCACAUUGUGAUAGGUAUCUGUACCAAUGCAAAGAGGUGAAAAAGGAGAGGUCUUUAUUCAGAAAUAUUUUUCUCGAGAAAGAUGAACUAGAGGCUCGGAAUAAAAAACUUUAUUCUGAGUUGAACGCGGAGGUGUGUAGUAAUAAUGGCGAGACGCCCUUCGGUGGGCUGCGCCAGGUCAACAGGAGGAAAAAGAGGAAGCGAAGGAAAGGGGGAGGUGAUAAGGGGCAAGCGGACGGCGCGAAUGACGCGAAUGAAGUGGAUGACGUGGACGAAGCGGAGGACGACGCAGCAAUGACUGACGUAAGCGUAAGCAGCGACGGGGAGGAGGCAAAAGUGAAUGUCCCACGUGAAGGAGAAGCACCCCCUCUGAGUAACGAAACGAAUGCACCAGCCGCGGCAGCAGAGAAUGCUGCAAGUGGCCCACUAUCUCAUGGAAAAAAAAAAAAAAAAACCCAGAGAAUAUCAAAAUAUAAUAAUAAAAGUCUGUACUAUAGAAUUCAGGACGGAGGUAAAUGUACACAUGUUGAACAGGUAGAUAUACUUGAAGAAAAAAUAAAUGUAAAAGAAAAUGAAUACAUGUGUUUUGAAAUUCAUGUGGACAAAUUGAAUGUGAGAUUAUCCUUUAAGCACCUCAGUUACCUAUCUGAUUUAAUUAUGUAUUAUUCUGUGUAUGGGUGUUUUGUGAAUGGGCUUUACCUAGAGGAGUGGUUAAAUAUACCGGAUGUGAAAGACAUUCUCAUGUAUAAACGGGAGUUAAUAAAAAAGAAGAAGAAGGAAAAGCAUGACAAAGACUUUAUCGAAAAAUUUGAAUACACACACAGCUUCCAAGUCAUAUCUAGUUUAAGGAAGCAUGCCGAGGAGGCCUCUCUGGAGAGUGGUACCAAGAAAAAUGUACACACUGUUGAUAGUGGUUCCUCUUCAGGGGGAGCGAAACAAGACGGAACAAGCAGCGUCAAUGGUAAUAGCACUUUGAAGAGCAACUCCAACAGUAUAAGUGAACGCAGCGGGCGAGGCAGUGGUAACCUUUCAGUCAAUUGUAGCUUUAGAGCAUCCAUAGGAAAAGUAAAUUUAAUUUUGUACUGUCAUGAGAAUGUGAAAAAGUCUGUACAGCUGACCGUGGACACGUUCGAAUACUAUUUUAAAAAUUAUAUAAACAAUGAUUUUGCUUAUCACAUCCGUUUGAGUGACGCGGGUGUGAACUUCCUUUACAAGGGGAGGAAGUACCCCCUCGUGGAACUCUUCCCGCAGCAUGCACGGCAACAUGUGUCGAGGCCACACCACCAUGGAGAGGGAGCCGGGCACAAAAAAGAUUUAUUCAAAAAGGGCAAGUGGAAGAACAAAGCCUACCUGUUGAACGCACAUCUGGGAGAGGGGGCAGCUGCUGUUAGCGCAGCGGCUGUCAGCGCAGCGGCUGUCAACGCAAAAGGGGGAGCGGUAGAAGGCGAACCGAUGGAACCUGUUGCCGUACAAGGGCAGACGGCCAAAGUAGAGGCAAACAAACAAAGUGAAUCACAAAAGGCAGGUCACCCCGAAGUGCGUGUUACAAAACAAGGCGAAAAUGAUAAAGCGGAACAGGAACACCUUAAAGAGUUUAUAAGAGAACCGGCGCUAACCCUAUUUGUGUAUAAAAAGUUCGACACCUCCCAAAGCAAAAUAUAUGUUCGUUGCAACCAAAAUGUACUUAUCACCUUGAGCAUUCGGGAAAUUCACAAAAUUAUGAAUAUAAAUUAUAGGUACGACACAUUAGACUUGGAAAAAAAAAUAAAAACGUACAAAAGUUUAUACUACUACUACCUGCUAGGGAAGAAGUACUGCAAGGAAUUGUACGUAGCGUCAGAAAAGGACUUUGUUGAUAUGAAUCUUCAGUUGUUAAAUAAUGUGUACGUGAAUUUGGUGUUAAAUAAAAAGUACUCUCUUCUCGUACGACUUAAGAAGAUUCGAUGGAAUUCCUUUUUUUUUACCAAGACACAUUUGAGGAGCCAUGUGGAUCGACUGAUUAUGCUGUCCGAGCAUAAUGAUUUGCAUAAUGAUUUGCAUACGGAGGGAGCCCAUGGGGAGGAGGACGAGUCCAGGAAGAAACAGCAGCAGCAGAAGCCCCCGCGGAAGGGCCUCGAGGGGGCGGCGGGGUCACAGUUUGGCGGCUCCGCCUCCUCCGUGGAUCACCUACCGCGCGAGGGACCCAGCAAGGACGCAGACAGUAAAGGGGACGAUAAAAAAGACGAUAAAAAAGACGAUAAAGAAGGCAAUAAAGGAGACGAUAAAGCAGAAAAGGAGGCAGACACCGCGCCGCACAUCGCCCAGCACGACAGUAGUGCCGCUUUGGGACCCGCACCCGAUAAGGGCGGCGAGCACGCUGGAGCAAAUGCCCCCCAGGAGGGGAGCUCGGGCCCAAAUAAGGCCAGUGCAGAGGAUGCAGUGGAUAUGUCGAGCAUGAAAACCGACAAGGCAGGGCAAGCCUCUACCGGAGGGACCCCGCCACCGCUGCCCCACGAACAAACGACGAACGAACAACAGGGUCCAAGUAACAAGUGCAUCGUUCACGAAGACACUUCCAUAUGUGAAGACAAUAAAUUAACAAUGAAGUACAGAAAACAUUAUCAAGCAUUUUUGCGGAGCAACAAUUUAGCAGAUGUGGAAACGGCUCAAAAAAUAUGCGUGAAUAAUAACUCAUGUAGUUUCAGUAAUGAGUGGAGUGUAAAUGGUAGGGCGGUCGCUGAUGAAGUGAGUGAGCAGUUGGUCAAGGGAGGAGAGCUGAGUAGUCAUGGCGGAGGAAGUGAGUGCCCACAAAUUGCACGUGAGAGGUACAUUUUGAAUAGCCAGAGGAAGAAUUUACGAAAUGAAAAAGUAGCAUCCAGCAUGGAUGUGAACUUGGAGAGACAAUUCAGUGGAGAGCUUUCCUCCAUUAGGGAAGUGGACCUUGUUGAUGAUGCUGAGGAGGACCGAGAAGAAAGCGCCAUUACGACCAUAGAACAAACGAGAGUAAGUUUUGAAUUUUCCAUUUUCAUGAUUAAGAAUAAAAGUGAUGAUAGCAUGCAGAAUGCCCUAACCAAUAAAAAUGAAACAAACAAAAGGUACCUACUGAAGCCACAAAAAAUUUAUGUAGAUCAAAUUACAUACAACUCAAAUGACAACACUGAAAAGAAAUUAAUUUUUGUUCAUGGUAAGGAUAAGCAUCACUUGAGUCUGAACAUGGAUGAUAAAGCAGUUUUUAAAUUUGUCUUUUAUUAUUUCCACUACGCAAACUACAUAGAUUGUGUUACUCGUUAUUUUAUAAGCAACAAUGACGAGUGCACUUACUUGAAUUUAAACACCAUUGAUUUUCGAAGUUAUAAGACUUUGCAAAUUUUGCUCGACAAUGCGGUGGCCAGCGGAGAGGGCCAAGUGCAUGGGGAGGAGGUCACGGUGGAGGAGGUCACGGUGGAGGACGUCACGGGUGGUGACGGUGACGCGGCGAAGGAGGUCAUGACUGGUCAAGGUGACGGUGAGAAGGAGGUGACGGCCGGUGAGGGUGACGCCGAGAAGGACGAGGCGAGGACUCGUAAACCUCACGAAGGAGAGAGGAGGCGCGAAAGAAAGGACAGCCUAAUGAGUCAGCACAAUCGCCACUUCAGUCAACACAACCGAUACGCAAAUAAUGAGGAGCACACAGGGAGGGAAUACGACCCCUACAUGGACAAGACCACCGAAGGAAACAAACAAGAAGUUAUUGUUUUCGUUCAAAAGGCAAAAUUUCAUUUUAAUAAUUACAAAAGGAACAAGCGAAUGAUAUCUGUGCAUUUGUCGGAUGUGCUCAUAUAUACCUUCAACGAUGCCUGUGUCUCUACCAUGGCUCUAAGUAUGAAAAAGAUAAACCUAUUGAAUUGUUUGCUGAGUGAAGCAUAUAAGAAGAAUUUCAUUUCUUAUAUAGAGAGAAGAAGUGUGUCCAGUAAGAUGAGCAGGAAGAACUCAAAACACAAUGAGAUGAAGAAGACCAACAGUGGUGGUAGCAUUUAUUUUUAUAACAGUGUACUCAAGUUAGUAAACAAUGGAAAUUUUCUGUUCUCAUAUUCGUGUAGAAAUAAUGUACCUAGUGGUCCUCCACAACAAUUGCAAAACGGAUCGUAUAUGAAAGAUAAAAGGAACUCUUUGUCUUACGGCAAAAUGACUGCAGGAGGGGCGGAGAGCACUCUCGGGGGGGAGAGAGGUAUUCAUAAAAGAAUGAGAGUCGGGGCAGAAGGGGAAGAAUCUAAUGGAGUGCGCUACUUCAAGACUGAUAAUUAUAGGCGCUUAAAUAAUAUGUAUGCAGAUAAAGGGGUGAGGAAUCUGAAUCAACCACACCAAAAGAAAUUAAAGAAGAGGCACAGCACUAGUGUGGACUUUGUGAACACCAGUUACUACAAUAAUUUGAACACAGAUUAUUUUACUUUUAAUGUGGACAACAGCCCGAACGGCGAAGAGACCAAGUUGUUGACGGGGGCAGAGACAUGUGUGGACGCCUCCGUGGGGGAACAAACCCGGGGCAAGGAAAACGUGCGGUAUGAGAGUUGCGUGGAGGUGGUGGGUGGCGAAGCGGCGCAGGGGGAAGCCUCUGCAGCAACAGCCCCUACAGCGGCGCCAAACAAGCCGGAUGAGACGCAUAAUAGUAAUGACCUCGCAGAGGGUGCGUUGAACGAAAGGGACGGCCCCAAGGAGGACACCACCACGAACAACCCAUCCAGUGGGUCCAUCCCGGACAGUCCACAGCCGAAUGAGGGUAGCCACAAAGGAGAGGGCAGCCAAGAUGGAGGUAGCUCAGAGGGAAAGUCCUCCUCAAAAAAUAAAAGAAGGUCAGAGCAUGAAAUAUACAAAGCGGAGGAUGUGAAGAGGGCGAAACGAGUGCAAGGCAACAACACCAUUGUCGUAGAUGCAACGGAUGGAGGUGAUCAUGAAGGUGAAGCACAUUGUGAGAUGGAUGGUGCCCCCCCCGAUGGGGCAAACAAAAACAAAGAAGAAAAGGAAUACGAAGAGGCAGAGCAUGAAGAGGAGGAAGAGGACGAUUUUUACCCCGAACAGGAAGAAGAGGAUUAUGAGGAAAAAUACCAAUACAUGAAAAGGAAACAAAAUGAAAAUAUAACAAAUGUACAGCUCUAUUUAGUUAAUGCAGAAUUGAUUGUGGACUACUUGUACUUGCUCAACUUGUACAAGUGGUUAUGUAAAUUAGGAAAAAAAUUUGAACAGAUUAGAGACAUUUCCUCGUAUGCGUACUCAGAUAACAACUCUGUGGAUGAGAGUGCCAGUGUGAAUGUGAACCCGGUGAAGUACAGCUACAGUGCCUUUUUACAAAACAAUAGAAUCUGUGUGCCCAUAUAUCACUUCACCAUUACGCAAUACACGUUUUACGAGAACGUGCGGUGCAAUUCUUACGUGUCCCUGCUGCCCGUGCUGGAGCUGCACUUUUCCGCGUCGUGCAAGGCGACCAACGAACACGAUGAGGAGACCAAGUCUAUUCAAGUGUGCAGCCUCGGGAGCAAGCUUGUCAUUCCAGCCUUGAAUAUAUACACCCAUAAAAAGAACAAAAAGUGCAGCAUCUGUAUCCUGAGUUUCAGCACCAAGGAUAAGGGCAAUGAGACCAUUCUAAACGACCUGCGCUUUCAAAUAAAUGUGAAGAAGAAAAUAAAGUACGAUGAUGCACAGGAGGACGAUCACAGUAGCAGUACGAGUAGCUGCUACGAGAACAUGAACCUGCUCCCCUACUACUACGACCCCAAGUAUAAUUCGCUGAACACAUACUUUUCUGCGAUGACGCCGCAUUCGGUGGAGGACGGAGAAGAGGGCAGUGGGCAUUUGUAUGGAAAGGAAAUCAUAAGCAUACACAAUGACCCGCUCAUCAUUAACGUGUCACAGGACAUUUUAAAAAAUGUAUUGUUGUGCCACAGCAUGUUUAUGUGUUUUGUGGGUGCAUGCACGGGAGUGGAGGGGGACGCAGCGGUGGGCAACGCGGUUAGCGGUGCAGAGGAGGGACAACAGAGUUUCGUGCAGGACGCGCUGCUCUACCUUUACAGAAAGGCGCAAGAAGUGUUAUUCGAACACCACCUGGACGAUCUGCGCCUACACUUUUAUAACGGAAACAGCAACCGCAAUAUGCCCAUCAUCGUACUAAGCGUAUUUAACCUCAAGCUCUUCCUCCAAAAGGACGCCCAACACAUAUACAGCUUCUUCAACCUCCAUGUGAACAUUGACGUGUUCGAUAGGUACAAGAUUGUAUAUGAUACUCUGUUGGAGAAAAUGGAAAUUCUGUUGGUGUUUGAAAAUGAAAGAAAAAAUAUACGUCUAAUGAAUUUUAAGCUUGAGACCUCCAUUAUCAACAUCCUAUAUGCAAACAAGAGUAAAAAUAUAAUUAUUGAGUUUGUGAUUUCUUUGCUGGAGAAUGCACUGACCUUUUUGAAUUAUUAUGAGUACGGGAGUGGUAGUCCUAUGUCACGUGGCGGCGCCCCCUAUGUGCAAGACUCCCCAGGGGGGGAAGUAGCCGCAGGCCGCGCAACGCUUCUGUAUGAUGACCGAGGAAUUGUGAUACCGAAUUUUGCACUGAAGAACGCCAUGGCGGUUGGACAAAGGAGGAGCAAGAGAAGCGCAAAGCUGUCCAUGUCUGCGCCUCACACAUCCUCCAAAAUAUAUAAUUACACAGGACUGACGAUCAACGUGAGAUUUAAACAAUCACUAAGGAACAAAAUGCAAAACAGUUUCUACAAGAAUAAAAAUAAAAAUAAAAACCGUUUUAUCUUUUACGAGUUACAGAAGAAUGAACAUGGAGGAUUGCUCAAUGAUGAAAAUGGAAAAGUCUGCGAACUUGUGGUCAUUCUGAAAAUUUUUAAUUAUGUAUAUGAGAUUGUGGAUAUUGAGAGGACGAAAAAUAUUUGUGACAUUCGAUUCCUUCCAAUCAUAUAUCACUUAAAGAAGACAAACAAGAAGAGAAAAAUCACCAUUAAGAAAUGUGACCUCACAUACGAUACAUAUAAUGAACAUACGGUGAAGAAUAAAGUUUUUAAAACUUUUAUUAAGCUGUACAUACAAACUAACAUUGAUGAAAAGGGGAUCGUGUCCAUAUACUUCUCCUCCAAUUUGUAUGUAAACAACACCACGAGUAGUAAAUUUGUCAUUCUGUUUCAUCCCAUUUUGCAUUACUUCUUAAGACACAAUGAAGCACAGCAUCAUGUUCAUAACAAGAUUGAUCAUGUUAACAUGGCUAACCGGGAAGACACCCACACGAGCACCAGUGGUGGUGCAGAUAAAGCGGCAGCAGGGACAGCAGGCGGAGGCGCAGUCACUGUCAUAGGCAGGAGGGAGAAAUACUACUUACCAUUAAUCUCCUUCGUGCCCAUUAUGAUUCUGUUUGAUUUUAUGAACAGCAGGUGCAACUCCAGUGAGGAACACGGAGACCACGAUAGCAGCUGCGGAGGAGACGGAGAGGGAGAUGGAGAGCGAGAGCGAGAGCGAGAAAGCGACUCUGGAGGAAACAUGCAAAACAUCAGUUCGUGCGUGGAGAAAGAAAUGAACGCAAGGAGGAAACGCAGGAGAAAGAGCCACUCCAUGAGCUUCUCCCAUGAGGAAGGCAGUCCUAUUGGUGGUGCAGCAGCCAUAGAAGAAGGACACUCCAUGGGGGUGAAGCCUUGUCAGAGGGAUGAUGACGUUGGAGUUACCCCCACCGAUGGGACACCCAGAAAUCGCAGAAGCUUAUCCCUUUUGAACAAAAACAAAAUGAGCAAAAUAUUAAAGAGGUUGGAAAAAUACCUGAACGAAAAUAGCCAAAGUCAUAACCUAAAAAAUAUUAAUUAUGUGUACAUUGUGAAGAAGGAGUUCUACGACUUUUACAUGCACAAAUAUGAACAGAGCAGGAAGUGCUACUUUGAUGUCUUUAACUUUUUAAUUAAAAGUGGAGCGAAAAAGUUACUUGGAAAUUCUUCCAUUAAGGAAAUCGUGUGCAGGCAGUCCUUGGACUUUUUAAAAUACAAUUUGUAUGCCCAUACACUCAAGUUGAGGGCCAUGAAGGUCAUUUGCUACGACAGGAAAGGGGGGGGCGGAUCUAAUGAGAGAAAUGAGGAGGACGCAUCCAAGGGAGCUGUGCGUUCCGAGGUGCAAGGUGCGCUGCCCACACAUAAAGGAGGAUCAGGAGGAGGAUCAGACGGGUUGGUACCGCCACUGAUAGGCGGCACGGUGCCAAUUGGCCACUCGGUACAGGACACCAUCGGUGGAAGUUGCAGGAGUGGCCUGCCCAGGAGGGACUCCCUCUGUGAGGGGAAGACACUCAUGGCCAUCAUGAACAAUUAUGAGAACGAAGGGGGGGGCCUGAAAGGGAGUGUCCGAGGCAGCGUCAAAGGGAGUGUCAACGGGAGCGUGAAAGGUAGCCUGAAAGGUAGCAUGAAAGGUAGCGUCAAAGGCAGCGUGAAUGGAAGUGUGAAGGGAGGCACGGUGGGGCGGCUGGACAGACCCAGACGCAGGUCGAGUGAACGAAAGAUGAGUGGCCUGCUCCUGGGCAAGGAGCGAAGGAUCUCCAAAAUAGGAAGCAUAACAUUGUACGACCUGGGAAGGGGCCCAAUAGGGCGAAAGUGCGUACGAAACAGUGAGUUAGGGUUCGGUCGGUACGUUACAAGGGAUGAGCAGGAGGAGGAGGAGCAGCAGCAGCAGGAAGACACGCAGCGCAGGGGCAGCGUAGACUACAGCGCAGUAAGUGGAGAAAGCGUUGACGCCACUGGCAACGUUGACGAGUCGAAGGACAGCGUAGAGAAGCAUGCCGGAAGAGAAUCGCACACGAUUAGCAGCCGAGACGAAGAGAGAAGUAAAAAGCUCGUGUUCACGGCUCAGAAGCAGUGCAACUAUAGCAACACAGUCAUUUGUGAACAGAAGAAUUUAGAAGUGAAUAAAGUAUACUCAUUUGGAAUUUUAAUAAAUUACAUAUUCGAAGUACACAACUUAAUGUUUGAAGAAAUAAAAAUUGGUUAUUGUGAAAGGUACGUAAUAAAUAGCGUUGCAAAGAAGGUAAAGAGGAUCAGGAAGGAUGUAGUAUCAGCCAAGUCGGUUAGUUACUUUGAUGUGAUCCCUACCUACAUCAAACUCUUUUACGUCCUCCAAAAGGAUAAUUACAUGUAUAAUUUUUUUUCCAAAAAAAUUGAAUUACAAUCGAUGAGACAUACUUAUGAAGAUAAAUCAUUUCAAGUUCAAAUGUACAUUGGGUAUAUAAAUGAUAAUGAAAACAACGUCAUUUAUAAAAAGAGGAGAUUCAAAUUGAGUUACCUUUUGUGUAGAAGGAAUAAGGCCAAUUAUGGUAGUAGGAAAAAGUAUGUGUAUUUGGGUCCAAAGGACUAUGCAAAAUUGUGUAAAGAAAUUCCAAAAUACUUUUUUCUUAAUCUAACUUUGAGGAAAAAAAGUAAUUUCACAAAUGCAAAUUAUGAUGAGAAUAACUUGAAGCACUUGGUCGAUAGUAACGUGUCGCAGUUGCUUAUUUAUUCUUCUUUUUUUUUUCAAAACAAUUUGUGUAAUGACUUGAUCGUGAAGUCCAGUGGUGGGAAUGCACAAAAGAUUAAAAGCAAUUCCGGGAUGUUUUUUGGAACUACUGAAAAGAGCAAGGUCGUUUUUGAAAUUGUGUCUAACAACCAGACAUUCCUCUCGAAGAAAAUAAAAAUGCAUGAGGUGUGUCUGAACAAAAAAAUUAUUUUAACAAGUAAGAAUAAACAGGAAAACAUUUUUCUCUCCAUGAGUAUUACUUUGAAUGGGAAAUUUUACAACACAAAGACGGUCACGCUGAACAAUAGGUACACCAUCGUUAACAAUACGAACAGGUGGUUGUAUGUGGAGGAGGUCAGCAAAGAGUUUAAGAUAAGAAAGAAGGAGAAGAAAAACCUCAACUUGAAGUUUCCUACUACUAACUAUUCCUUCUCCAUGGAAGGCAUGAAUAACAAGAAGGGUGUGAAUUGCAGUGAACGUUUGGCCAAGCGAAUUAAUAUUGCCCCCAGUGAUGCUAGUGAGGAGUCCAGUGGGGGAAAGGGAGGCAGAAAAAAAGGAGAAGCAAGUGGUGGUGCGGGAGGAGGAGGAGGAGGAAGUGAUCUCCCUGCGCGUGUCGUACAAAUAAAACCCUACGAGUCGUUUUACUACCACCCCAUAAACACAAACAAGUGCUUGCUCAAAUUUUCUUACACGGACAUUAACGCUUGUAUGCGAGACGAGCAAUUUCUUCGUAGGGGUGGAAGCUACGAAUGCAUGAACAGCGAGAACGACGUUACUAACCUAUUCAAUAAUUAUUUGAAAAAAAAAAUUAUAAAGUCGAGGAAUAUGUCGUCCAUGAUGAAUGGGGAAAAGUCUGGUUGCUUUUCGGAGCGCCCACAGGACCUUCGAAAUUUAUUUUUCACCAGCCCAGUAGAUAUUGAAAAGGUGGGUAAUUUGAAGAUUUAUCAUAAGGCGAUAAGGCGAGUGGAGUGUGUUGACUUUGGGAGUGACUCACCGGGGGGAAGGACUUGCGGCGGUGGUGAAGUGAUGGACACGGAGGGCACCGUUAGCGGUACUAUAAGCGGCACCAUGCGCUUGAGCAAGGGGAAUGGUCUGACAGGAGACACGGUCCUGUUGGUUGACGGAGAUCAUAAAGAGAGUGAUGUGGGAUCAAGGCGUAGUGCAGAGUCGUGCGAGAAUUUCGUCAUUGAGGUAGCGUCCCAGGGGGGGGCAGCAGCAGCAGCAGUCCCCUCGACCAAUACUAACGGUGCCGUGAUGCGAAGUAGUACCUCCCCUAAUAACCGAACCCAUGAGUAUAAAGAAGAGAGUGUGAUAACAGAAGUGAACAUAGCCUUGAACAGCGACACCAAUGUAGAAAUAACCGUAUCGAUUGAAAAAAGUCCCGACACCAUCAUUUGCAAUUUGACUAAAUAUUAUUUAAUAUAUUACCAAAGGAAAACAAAAAAAAAAAUUGUAAAUCUGUUGAAGCCAUUUGGAAGAGAAAUAUUUGGCUGGUCUGAUGUGUCGAAGCCAAAAAUCAUCAAGUGCUUUUUAAUAUGCCAGAAGAAUGAAGUGUAUGUUUUUUCCUGCAGUGUGAAUAUAGUGAAGGAACACAAUAAUAUUAUAUUGAAUGAACAGAGAAAGAUUAAAGUGGUGACGAAAAUUGAGAAUGGCAAGAGAGUUUUUUGUUUGGAGGAAUUGUCACAUGAUGUGAAGGGAAAUAUUCAUUCGUUAGGUCUUUUACCGGCGUCUUAUACUUCCAAGAGGAAAGGGUUUAGUCGAUUUAAAAGGACAGGCAAAGUACAUAAGAAAAUGAAUUUGUAUAAUAAAUUUGAGUCUAGCACUGAAUUUAAGAAAAGCCAAGGGGGUGUAAGAAAUGUGAAAAAUGAAGAUGAAAUGAAAAAGAAAAAAUUGACCUUUCUUCAUAAGAAGAGAUUUAAUAUUGUUUAUAUGAGGAAGAAAAAUAGGAAGAAGAAAAAAAUGAAAAAGAAUAAGUACUUUAGUAUUGCGUCCUUUUUUCUGCUCAAAAAUAUGGACCUCUCCGGGAGACCCAAGAAGGGGGAGGGAGAAAAUGACGCGGCAGUUGUACAAGACAGUGCCAACCCCAGCUUCAACAGCGGUGGUGCUAGUAAUUUGAGGGAGUCUGACGGCGCACAAGGGAAAAGGACAAAGACGAGUUCCAUCCUCGCCAAAAGCGAAGAUAAAAAGGCCCCCCCCGUGAAGAAGUCGUCCUCCAAGUAUAGGAAAUUCUCCUCAAAAAAGUAUAUCAAUCGUUUUUUUAAUGAAAAUUACACGAAGAGAAUGAAGAGCGUGACGGGCAAGAAGAAGAGGAUAGGCGUGUGGCGCAGGCAGGACUCCAAGGGGGGCGUCACCGUCCAGGGGGGAGACGAAGAUGAUGAAAAUGUACACGAUGGAGGCGUAUUCGAUGAACAGGUGCACGACGAGGAUGUAGAUGCCGAUGUAGAUGCCGAUGUGGACGCCGAUGCGGACGAAGGGCUGGACGGGGAGAAGGCCCAGGCCAAGAGCUACCUAGACACGUACCUGAGCAAGGAGGCAAACCUCCAAACGAAGAAAAAGAAAAGUAAAAAACAAAAAAAAAAAAAAAAACUGCAAAGGAAGCUCAGCGAUUACAUACUUAAGAAGAUAAAGAACAACCAGAAGAAGCUGAAGGGUCUGACGAAAAUUUACCCCACCUUUUUGAAAGGCAGCGGUGGAGGAAGACGCCGGAGAAGAGACGAUUUGAACUUCCUCAUGAGUAGCUACAUUGAUGGUAGAGAUGACCAGGAGGAGGAGAAUGCCAAGGGGGGAAGUGUCAAGGGAAGAAGAGGAAGUGCACUUGAGGAGGACACCAUGUUGAUGGGUGCCAUGUCCGCUAAUGAUCCUCAUGAGCACAGCGAGGAUGGUAGUGAUGUAGGAGAUGGUAAUGGAGAAGACUCACACAGCGACAGUGAACAUUGUGUGGGAAAGGAUCGACCGUAUGAACAGAAAAGCGCUUUGAAAAAAAAAGGAGCAAGCCAAAUAGAUAAAAAAAAUAAAAAGGAAGAAAACGAAGUGAAGAAAAUUUUUACAAAUAUUCACUUAAUGAUGAAAGGAAUAAAAAUAAGUUUGUUCGAACCCACUUCAGAUUACAUGAUUACCAUGGAGUUGAAUAAUUUAAUCGUGAAAAAAGCCUACAUGGAAGACAUAAAUUAUUUCAACGUGGACGUAAAGGUUGACAAUGUAUUAUGUUAUGUGGUGUAUAAAUAUUUGAGCGCCUACGCCAUUCUGUAUAUUAACAACGAUGUAAAUAUUAAGAAUAGCAACUUACGUUAUUUUAUUAACGAGUUGGAGAUUAAGCGGAAUUUAUUUUUAAAAAAAAAACGUCGUGGUAAGAGUGAACGUGGGUCUUAUGCUUCUUCCAUAUCUGCUUCUUCAUGCGCAUCUUCUGCGUCUUCAUUGCAACUGUAUAACCGAAAUGGAGAUAAAAUGGACAAGUGCUACGACGCUGCUUCGAAUACAGAAUUCUUAGUUUGUAAUUUCCAAUAUAUGAGGAAGUGCGAAACGCUUUUCAUCAAAUACUUCCUUCUUAGCAUCAAGCCGAUAGUCAUAAACGCAGACAUAAAUUCAAUCACCAUUCUUUUUUACUUCUAUAAGACGUUUGGUAGCUAUGGAAAGAAGAGGGAAGCGUCGGGAGAAGAGGCGGUGGUGGUUGGUGGUUUGGCUGCUUCUCACCGUGUGGGUAGGAUCGACCAGGGGUUGGCUCCUGCACAGGCAAGGCAACUGAAGAACGAGCUCAAGGGUAGCUGUCACUCCUCGAUGGACCCAUUUGAGACUGUGGAGAGGUCUGCCGAGAGGGACGUGCGAGAUCAGGAGAAGGGUUGGGGAGAGGCGGUUGGCCAAGUAGGCACUUCCGCUGUGCAUGGCGGCCACAUGAAUGGUGUCCACAUGAAUGGCGAACUGAUUGAUGGAAAUGCAAUUAGUGGUAACUCAGUUAGUGGUGUCCCGUUUAGUGGUGGUUUUUUUUUGGGGGGAAAUCCCUCGUGUGGACGUGAGGAAAGAGCCCCCAUAAGCGGAACGCUCGAGAAGAAGGAAGAGACAAGCAGCAACAAGUAUGUAUACCUGCAGUACAUCAGCAUUGAUAAAAUAAAUAUCCUCUUGAACUUCCAAUCGGAGUACAAAAAGGAAUUGAAUAGCCAUGUGAGCAAUUUAUUUUACAAGGAGUAUAUAAGUGCUUAUAACAAGCUAGGGGAUAUUUCUAACUGCAGCAUUUGUCUGAAGAGUCUCUCGAACAUUCACAUCUUUACCAACUACACCCUCUUGUCCAACUUCCUUCUGAACUUUUAUUUUAACCAAACGAUUGUGAAUAUAUCGAACCUGUUGAUCUCGUUUAAUAUUAUUGGAAGUCCGACAUCGUUUAUUGCUCAUGUGAAGAAAGCGUUUCGUGAGUUCUACUACAUUGUGAGUGAGGACAGUUCGUUGAGGAAGGGGAGUAGCAGCAUGAAUGAUAAAAGGAGACUUAUGAGGAUGCGCAGAAGGCACUGCAAGGAUAACUUAGCACAGGAGGAACUAUAUACGAAGGUUCAGGAGAAGGACGAUUUGUUAAACUUGUUUGAAGGGUCCAAUGAAAGCUCUCUUAUUGGGGAUAAGGACGACAUUAUGGGCAAUGAGAGGUACAUUAUGCACCUUUUGAAUGAUUACAAUAGCUCCUACCAGGACAACAUGAUGAGUGAGGACCACCACCUCAGCAUGAUCAGGCGAAGCGUCAGUUGGGACAUGGUCAAGAAGGACUACGAUGAGGACGCAUGCAGUGCUAGAAGUGGGAGAAGUGGAAGAAGUGGAAGAAGCGGACGGAGAGGAGUUGACCCAGUUGGUGGUGUCAGUGAUGAGAGCCACUCGAGCGACGCCAGUGAUGUUGUGGACCUCUGCGGUGUGGACCAUGUGACGGGCGUCGUGGAUACGUGUGACCUAGUGGCUGUGAGUGGGGUCAGUCGAAAUGGCGACGACGAGGACUUUUGUGACAAUGCCAACUACCUCUACAGCAGUAACCUAAAGAGCCGCGAGUUGGAGAACCUAGUCAUUGAUGAUAACGAGUCGCUCAACUCGGUUCUGUUUAAUAACCAGAAGGAGGACCUGAUUCUGAUGGACGGGGAUCGCCGCCGCAGGAGGAGGAGGAGGGGCGGUAAGCGCGACUCUAAGCGUGAUUCGAAGCGGGAUUCGAAGCGAGAUUCUAAGCGUGAUUCGAGGCGAGACUCUAAACGAGACUCUAAACGCGAUUCAAAGCGCGAUUCUAAGCGCGAUUCAAAACGCUCGUCCAACCGAUCCCAGAACGGCACGAGGAAGGGGGGAAGGAAAAGGAGGAGGUGUUUGCCAUCGUUGCUGCGCAAGUGUUGGGGAAACGUGUGUUACGUGUUUCUAAGGGCAAAGAGGCUCUGUAUAGGGGUGUACGUCUUAACAUUUCAGCUGGUGCUGUCCUUGCUGUUCUCAGUGACGCUGAUCUUACAAUCCUUAAUCAGUCUAAUUGAAAAAAUAAAUAUUAACACAGCAGGAAAUGUGUUUCGAAUAUACCGAAGGAAAGAAGAGGGAAAAAAAACAGUAGCCUUCAACUGCGUUGAGGAGUACAAAAAUUUUGACCUGACCAAAUUACUCUCGUACUACGUGAGCAUUUAUAUUAACAUGAUCAGUCUAGUGUAUUACAACGUCCUGUACAAAAUAAGAAAGAAGAGGAAGAAGGAUCUUUCAAAUGAAAAUAAAUUAUUCAUGUCUAGCUUCAAAAUGAAUUUGAAUAAAAGAAGAAGAUUAUCAUUUUUCUUUAAUUUUUUAUUAAGUAUUGUUCAGAUUAUAAAUUUAUUUUUUUUCGGGCACCUGGUAUUUUUCCUCUUGUGUUUGCUCACCAUUAAUACAUUGUUUCAAAGGGUCCUUCGUUUUUUCGUGGAGCUAGUAUACUUGCAGAGGAAUAAAAAUCAAUUAGAUUUCUUCAAUAAUGCUAACAGGAACCAUUUGAAUAUUGUGAGUUACAUAAGGAUUCAUCAGAUUUUGAAUAGGUACACCAUGUUGAAGGAACCUUUUAAAUAUUUUUUGUCUUACCAGGACUUCUUUGAAUUGCCUGCGCUGAAGAAGGUCAGUUAUUUUGUGUACACCAAGGAACUUUUUUUUCACAUCCAGGAUAAUAGAAUUAAUUUUUUAUUUCGCAAGAGCGACUUGAAGAAGAUUGAUGUGAUUAUAAACACUGUGAGCAACAGCUUCGCCAUUAACAGUUAUUAUAGGCGUCGGGCCCAGCGCUCCUCGCGGAAGAGCAGCUCUAGACACACCCUUUCGCGGAACACGCUCUCCAACUGCACCAUCACCAUGGGUAGGUUUUCCCCUUCACCGCGUUGCUGCGUUGCGCGUCAUACUUAUGGCGCUACUACAGCGGAUAACCUGACCUGCGAUGAGCACCCGCCGAGCGGCGAGUCGUCCCUCAGAAACAAAAUAUGUGAGUCGAACGACAUCACGGAAAAUAAAAAUAUCAUUUGCUUGCUGAACGCGGAACUAGCUUUAACCAAGAGAAACGAAAUAAUCAACUUAAACAAAAAAACAAAUGAGCAGGACAUCUCAAUUAAAAUUACCAUCCGCAACAACAUGAACGUCAUGGAGAAUGUGUACUACAGCCCCACCAAGUUCUUCAGAUCAUUUUCAAAAAUACAAAAGAGGUUCAACAAUAUUUACUUGUCCUUGGCGAAGAGCGCAAAUGAGGAAGCUAAGAGUAGUACGGCCAAAUGUCACAGUGGGAAAAAGGACACGCAGAGUGGACGGGACGCUUCAGGAAAGAGGAGCCGCGGCUGUUUUGGCGCCAUCUGGUACGCGGUGAAGAGCCUGUUCGCGUGCUUCUUUUUAUUUUUGUGCUGUUUGUGGAUACCCAAGAAAGGCGCAGCUGGAGACAAGGGGAGUGGCGCUCAUGAAAAAAAGGGUCCCCAGGAGGCGAAUGAACAAGGUGUUAAAGAAGAAGACGGGGAACAGAAAAACAAAAAAAUGCGCAACAAGGAUUACAAAAAAAUGGCUCCCAAACAUAUUAGCUUUAAGCUCAAUUUUGAUGACUUCCAGACCUGUUUAAAUAUUUUUGAAUGUCUGUGUCGGUUUGUUAACAAUAACUAG